AAUUAUAAUGCACGCAUUAAAAUAGUUGCAUAAGUAAUUGAAAUAAUGAUAUUGCAGGUGUUACAGUGAGUGGAAAGUCGGCUUGAAUAAUUAAAUGAAUAAUGAGUGUCGUGUUUGAUAUAUUGACAGUUGUUUUUUUCAAAAUGGAUGUCGGGAGAUGUGCUAUGGCGUUGAGAAUAUUGCUCCUUGCUUUCUUCACACGGCAUGUGAGCACUCAAGAUUAUUUUCGAAUGGGAGUGAACACAAACUCAGCAGAAGCUAUGCAGUUCCUUCGGGAGUAUGAUAGAGAAGCAUCUGGAAUGUGCUACAGGGUCACAAUAUCCCAGUGGCGCUUCGUGACCAACAUCACGGAAUACAACCGCCGUCGAAUGCUGGAGGAACUGACCCUCAGCUCCAAGUUCGAGAGGCUCUCCUGGAGGAAGGCAGCGGCUUAUGACGCCUCCAGGCUCCCUGACUCUCAGAGCAGGAGGCAGCUGACCAGAUUGGUGCAGGCCAGCCGAGCGGCGCUGCCUGAUGAUAAAUUUUCUGAGAUCCAACAGCUAAUAACAGAAAUGAAAGAGAUCUACAACUCAGCGAAAAUAUGUCCAUACGGCCAGAAGCCCUAUGACCCUCACGUGUCCAGGGUCACCUACAACCAAGAUUUCUCUACAAACCAGUACCCUGCGAACCAGCCCUUCCAGCCCUAUCAACACUACCAGGGUACAGAUGGCCAGGAGUACGCCAACUACUGUGAUAUGCAGCUGGAUCCUGAGAUAUCAAGGAUCCUAGCACAUUCUAGGAUAGAGAGCGAACUGCUGUAUGUGUGGAAGAGUUUUAGAGACCAGGCUGGGCCGAAACUGAAGAAUCGAUUCAUGAGAUACGUUCAGCUGGCUAACCAGGCUGCUGUGGAAACUGGUUUCAGGGACGCCGGCGACCAAAUGCGAGCAGCAUACGAAGACACAUCAUUCAGGGCGAGCACAGAAGAGAUGUACAACCAGGUGGCGCCUCUGUACAAGCAGCUGUUUACGUAUGUGCGCAGGCGCCUGGUGCAACGGUAUGGGGAAACCACAGUGCGGAGUGAUGGGCCAAUACCCGCUCAUUUGUUAGGGAACAUGUGGGCUCAAAACUGGAAGUCCAUCAUGGAUCUGGUGAUGCCGUUCCCGCAAUCGCCCAACGUUGACGUCACUGCUGAGAUGCUGCGCCAAGGAUUCACGCCUCUAAGGAUGUUCCAAAUGGCGGAGGACUUCUACACCUCUCUCGGCCUCAAGCCUGCUCCGCCCGAGUUUUGGCGUUCGUCGAUGCUGGCGCGUCCGCCGCAGCGCAGCGUGCAAUGCACGGCUAGCGCGUGGGACUUCUGUAAUAGGAUCGAUUACAGAAUAAAGCAGUGCACAGAGGUGACGAUGCAAGAUUUAAUCUCCACCCACCACGAGAUGGCGCACAUCCAGUACUACUUACAGUACGCGGAGCAACCGCAGCUGUUUAGGGACGGAGCGAACCCGGCGUUCCACGAAGCAGUCGCCAAUGCAGCUUCUCUCUCCGUUUACAACUUGCCUCAUUUGCAAAGAGUGGGACUUUACCAAAACAAGACCCAUGACCCGUACGAAGUGAGCAUGAACUUCCUCAUGACGAUGGCUUUGGAGAAGGUGGCUUAUCUACCAUUCGCUUUUAUGGUGGACCAGUGGCGCUGGUCAGUAUUCGAAGAUGGAGUUCACAACAUGAACAGCCGGUGGUGGCAGAUGAAACUGCGAUACCAGGGUGUGAUACCACCAAUGCCGAGAACUGAGAAUGACUUUGACCCCGGCUCCAAAUACCACGUCGUUUCUGAUCAGGAGUACAUAAAAUACUUCCUGGCCACGAUCCUGGAGUUCCAGAUAUUCGAGCAGCUGUGCAUAGCAUCAGGGCAUACGGGGCACCUGCACGAGUGUGACUUCUACAGAAGCCGCGAGGCUGGACGAGUCUUGAGUGAGAUUAUGCAGCCAGGGUCCUCAAAACCAGCAUCAGAAAUCAUCAGGACUAUGACCAAGGGAAAGACUAACCGGAUCUCUCCUGAAUCGCUUGUGAAAUACUUCAGGCCUCUAGAACUGUGGCUCCGCGUCCAGAACCGUGAUGAACCCCUCAUAGGAUGGAGUUCCAACUACCACGACGUGGCCCUUUUCGCAGCCCAGCGGGGGUCCAGCGGGACCCCACUUGUGUCGGUUGUUACUGUGUUUGUUUGUUUUGUGGCCUGUUUGUUGUAUUAAUAAAGCUUGUUUUUAA
Molecule: messenger RNA, 2235 nt
Organism: Ostrinia nubilalis (European corn borer)
Lineage: Eukaryota; Metazoa; Arthropoda; Insecta; Lepidoptera; Crambidae
Product: angiotensin-converting enzyme-like
Exons: 16
Coding region: 102-2219 (705 amino acids)
Biological process (GO): proteolysis
Cellular component (GO): plasma membrane
Molecular function (GO): metallopeptidase activity; peptidyl-dipeptidase activity
Source: RefSeq, a predicted model, not a curated record